Molecule: messenger RNA, 1991 nt
Organism: Melanaphis sacchari
Lineage: Eukaryota; Metazoa; Arthropoda; Insecta; Hemiptera; Aphididae
Gene: emei
Product: transmembrane protein 161B
Exons: 11
Coding region: 306-1775 (489 amino acids)
Source: RefSeq, a predicted model, not a curated record
CAUUAAUACAAUAUUUCCUGUAUGGAUGCAAAAAAAAAUAUUAUGAUAUAAAUAAUUUAAUAGAUUCUUAUAGAUUAUCUUAUUGAUGAAACCGUAGACAUUUUUAUACGAUGAAAAUCAUUAUAUUAGAAGUAAGAAAUCCAUCGUUUGACCAAAGUGAAACUUUUGAUGACCAAUUCGGGCUAGAACCGGCCUAAAAUCUGAAUCCCGCAUUUUUUGUCAGUCUAUUAAUAGUCGAUCCAGGCAGCUCUUGUUUUCUGCAGCAACGUCGAUUUACAAGUUAACAAUUCACCAACUCCUUCGCAAUGGCGACUUUAUUGGGUAUUCAAUUAAUUAUUACAAUGAUAGCCAUUAAUCUAAUACAUCGUCUUAGUCCUAUUUAUUCAUUUGCUCGAUGGACACUAUGUUCCACAGGACUUGUACGUUACCUACACCCUACAGAUAAAGAGCUUAGACAGUUAUCAGGACUUAAAAAAAAAGAUUCAAAACUAAGUAAACGAACCAUACAUGUUCAAAAUGAAAAUAUUGAUAUAUUUCAAAUACCCAAAAAUUUAGAUAUUGAAUUGGUAAGUCAACCUAUUCAAGAACAUGAAAUAUAUCAGCUCAGAUAUUUUAUGGAAUAUCAAUGGCUAGUAAAUUUCUCUUUAUAUGCAGCUUUAGUCUAUUUAAGUACUGAAAUAUACUCCUAUUAUUCACCAAUUGAUAAUGAAAUUAAUCUAAGUAUGCUAUGGUGUUCAAUUGUCAUCGUUUUUGCAUUCAAAAUUCUCAUGUCUCUAACUUUAGAAUACUUCCGUGGUGGUUUUGAAUCAUCAGGUGAACGUUCAACUGUAAUAGUUGCAGCUUGUGUUUAUUUAGUGAUUGCUAUGAUUAUUUUAGUCAUAGAUGAAUCUAAACUUGAUGUUCGGUUGGAUACUGCAUAUAAAAGCUUUAAUGCAACUUCAACAGCAUUUUUACACAACCAUGGCUUAUCUUCACAGGGUCCUGCAUCAAAGUUAAUUGUAAAAUUUUUCCUAGCUUUAUGGUGUGCAAUUACUGGUGCUAUGUUUGUAUUUCCUGGAAUACGUACAGCUAAAAUGCAUUGGGAUUGCCUUAAAUAUUAUGAAUGCAAUGAGCUGCGUGGCAAAUAUUUCUCUUUUAGUUCAACUUUCAUUAAAGGUUUUAUGAAUUUUAGUUUAAUUACUCAUUUUUUACUCGUUCUACUUUGGGUAAAACCAAUAGCAGUAGAUUUAUUGACUGCAAAAAAUCUUUCUGGAUUAAAUAAACCAUUAAUUACAUUAGAACAGUUUGAAAGCUUAAGAUGUUGGAUAGUAGUAUUAGUGGUGUUUCAAAGAUUAUAUCUAAUGCCUAUGUUUAUGCAAGCUUAUCUUAAUAUGGCUCAAGAGCGUUUGGAACAACAAAAAAAAGAAGCUGGAAGAAUUACUAAUAUAGAUUUACAAAAACAGGUGUCUGUGAUUUUUUACUACACAUGUGUUGUAGUGUUACAAUAUGUCAUACCGCUUGUAAUGAUGUUGUUCUUCAUAUUUUUUUAUAAAACAUUAGGUAAUUUCAGUUGGGUUCAAGUUAUUGUGAACUCUUCUUCAACAAUAAAUAAUAGUAAUCAACAUUCAUUACUUGAAACUAACCUGGCAUAUUUUUCUAUUCAGUCAUUAAAACAAGUAUUAACUGAAGAUGUCUAUCGAGGAAUAUUUGGCUUUGCUACAUGGUGGAUAUGUUUUUCAUGGUUUCUUUCUCUGUCAGUUGGUAUAUUCUAUCAAUCUUACUUAUCACCUAAGUAAUAACCUAAUUAAAAGUGUUUGUUUUUAAAUAUAAUAAUAUAAUUCCUAAACAUAAUUUUUGUAAGCAAACAAAAAUUUUAAGGUGAUUUUUAAAGACAAAACAGACAAGCAAGAAACGUUUGAGUCAGUCAAUAUUAGGAAUAUUUAGUAAAAUUAAAUUAUUUGUAUUGUUAAAAAUAUAAGGUAAACUUUUGUAUAUUAUAUAUACUUCUUUAG